AUAUCAAACAACGUCUUAUUGGAAGUUUAGACCAGUAGUAUCUAAUAAUAAUAAGACGUUCGGCUCUGAUAACUACGACGCCUGUUGAAAAAAAAUUCAAAAGUAAAUUCAUGCGGGUAGUUUUUUAGGUUCAAAGUGGACAAUAUCAUACUCAUCGGAUAAUAGAGAGUUAGACAUGGGCUCAAAAAGUUCCAACAUUCCUUGUGUGUGUUUUAGUGCCAGAAGUAGAGAUGAAAAAAAAAGAAUCCAAAAAUUAAAACACCCUCGAAAAAAUGACUAUUAUAUAUUUACCUUAUAAUAAAAUUUCAUUUGGUCAUUUUUUUGUAGGUUAUUUUAGUGAAAAGAAACUAAAAAUGACUAUUAUAUGAAAUUUCUCUUUUUUUUUUAAUAUACAUAUAUAUAUCUUUGGUAUUAGUGUUAGAAAUAAAAUUAUCCAUGAAUAAUACCACUAGUUAACAGCGGGACACUUGCUUCUUGCCUCUGCCUUCCGGGUUCCAGGUCAAGCGAUUCCUCUUACAUAAGGAUAAAAUGAAAAUCUUUCUUAAACUAAGAGAAAAGCAAAUAUAUAUUAUCUAAGUAAUGAAUUUUUCCCAAGGAUUUCCACUCUGGUUUUGGUUGGAUCUACUCGGUGACAUAUUGAAAGAGAGAUUUUUUUAUGGAUAUUGGUUUGAUGGUCGAAUUAGGGUUUAUGGAUGGUUGGGUUGAAGAGAUUUGAUAGAUUGAAACACUGAGGGUUGCGGAAAAAACCUCAGAUUUCUCACUCUCUCACUCUGGUUUUGAGACACCAGUCAGAUUGAGAGCUUGUUGAUUGUUUUAGGUUCACACACUUCACAAUCAAGUUGUUGAGAAAACAAAUGAAUCACCAAAGAAGAAAAGAGUUUUUGAUAAAAAAAAUGAUGAUUAAGUUCAGAUCUGAAAAAAAAAAUUAAAGGAAAGACAAGUCAAAUUUGUGCAUGAACACCUAGGGAACAUAAAAAGUCGUGCAUGAAUACCGAGGAAAAAAAGAGUGGUUUAGGUGGUGGGUUUCCAAAAUGCCCACUUUGAAGCUGUCGAAAUCCCUAUAGCUCUGAAGUGUUUAAGGAGGCUUUCUAAAGUUCCCACUUUGAAACCGUAGGUAGAAAAGUAGAGAAUUGAUUUGAUACUUCUAAGAGACCGAAAAGUGAUUGUAGGCGGUUGAGCUAGUGUUUGCUCGGCCCAGUAGCUGAUCCUCCAUAUCUAUGUUCUGAAUAAUGCACGCCAUCUCCUGAAUAAGCUUCUUGGACUUGGAUCUUCUAAUAGGUCCAACCGAGAUUGCAAAUGGAUCCUUCUUCUGGUUAUCUUCACUUUGAGGCGAGAGAAACACAUCUUUUGUUUGGUUCUGGUCAAUAUCAUCUUCUUCAUAAUCACUUGACAGUUGCAUCCAUUCAGGCUCAUCAGGUUCCUCUAGGGUUGGUUCAUCCUGGAUUGCAUCAUCCUCUCCUCCUUUGAAAGGAUUUGUCCUCAAAUCCAAGUGAUCGACAUGAAAAAGAGCCAAGUCAGAUACAUUGAAAGAUGAACUCACAGUAUACUUACCUUGAAGAUCAAUCUUGUAGGAAUUGGUGUUGAUUCUUUCAAUUACUUUGAAUGGACCAUCUCUUCUUUUCAUCAGUUUGGAUUUUCUUUCAUUUGGAAAUCUAUCUUUCCUGAGGUGUAUCCAGACCAAAUCUCUCCAGGGUUAAAGAUCAGCUCACGCCUCCCUUUGUUGGCUUACUUCUCAUACUACUUUGUUGUUGCUUCAAUGUAUUUCUUGACAUGUUUAUGCAAAGACACAACAAAUUCGGCAUUCUGCUUACCAUCAAGGUUAGUUUGUUCUUUCAAGGGUAGAGACAACAUAUCCAAAGAAGUCAAUGGACUAAAUCCAUAAACAAUCUGGAAUGAAGAAAACUUAGUAGCCCUAUGAACUGAAUUGUUGUAUGCAAAUUGAAAAUGAGGCAAACAAUAUUCCCAAGUUUUAAGAUUCUUUUUAAUGAUUGCACGCAAGAGAGUAGACAGAGAUUUGUUAACUACUGUCCAUCAGUCUGAGGAUGACAAGUAGUAGAAAACAACAAUUUGGUUCCAAGUUUAGCUCACAAUGUUUUCUAGAAAUGACUCAAGAACUUAGUAUCUCUAUCAGUCACAAUGUACCUAGGAAUUCCAUGCAAUCUAACCACAUCUCUAAAAAACAAAUCAGCAAUCAAAGAAGCGUCAUCAGUUUUGUGACAUGGAAUGAAAUGAGCCAUCUUAGAAAAUCUAUCAGCCACAACAAAGAUGGAAUCUCUUCCCUUCCUAGUUCUAGGCAAUCGAAGAAAAAAUACAUUGAGAUAUCUACCCAUGGUUCAGACGGAAUAGGCAGAGGCAUAUACAUACCUUUGGUUUGGUUUGUUGCUUUGGCUUGUUGCUUUGGCUUGUUUGCAAGUAACACACUGAUUACAAAGCUUCUCCACAUCUUUUCUCAUUCUCGGCCAGUAGAAGUGAUGCUGCAAACUCUUCAAAGUUUUGUCAAUGCCGAAGUGACCCAUCAAUGCUCCUACAUGUGCUUCUCUGACAAAGAGAUCUCUCAAAGAACAGUUAGGAACACACAGUUUUGAUUCAUAAAACAGAAAGCCAUCAUUUUUGAAAUGUUUUUCUACAGCAACCUCAUCACACUUAACAUAAACUUCAUUGAAAUCAUUAUCAGUUGCAUAGUAGGACUUAAUAUGUUCAAAACCGAGGAGUUGAGUUUCCAAAGUAGAGAGAAGAGUGUACCUCUGAGAAAGGGCAUCAGCAACCACGUUCUCCUUACCUUGUUUGUACUGAAUGACAUAAGAAAAUGUUUCCAGAAACUCCACCCAUUUGGCAUGUCUUUUGUUAAGCUUUUGUUGACCCUUCAAAUGUUUCAAGGACUCAUGAUCAGUGUGAAUGACAAACUCCUUUGGCCAGAGAUAGUGUUGCAAAGUCUGGAGUGCUCGGAUCAAGACAUAGAGUUUUUUGUCAUAGGUUGGAUAGUUCAGAGUUGCACCUCCAAGUUUUUCACUGAAAUAAGCAAUGGGUUUCUUCUCUUGCACCAUAACUGCUUGAAUACCUACACCAGAAGCAUCACACUCUAUUUCAAAAGUUUUUACAAAAUCAGGAAGCAUAAGUAGUGGUGCAUUAGUCAACUUCCCUUUCAGCAGAUUGAAAGUCUCUUCUUGGCUGGACCCCAAGUGAAUCCCACAGUUUUUUUUAUCACUUCAGUGAGAGGUGCAUCAGUGGUUCUAAAGGCCUUCACAAACCUCCUAUAGAAUCCAGCUAAACCAUGAAAGCUUCUUACUUCUCCCACGGUUUUAGGAGUUAGCCAAUCCCUUAUGGCUUUCACAUUCUCUUCAUCCACCUGUAUACCCUGAGAAGUCACAAAAAAAACCUAAAAAGACAAGGUUAUUUGUUCCAAAAGAGCACUUUUUAAAGUUAGCAAACAAUACUUCUUUCUCAGGACAUCUAAAACCUUUCCCAGGGAUUUCCACUCUGAUUUUGGUUGGAUCUACUCGGUGACAGAUUGAAAGAUGGGGUUUUCGAUGGAUACUGGUUUGAUGGUCGAAUUAGGGUUUAUGGAUGGUUGGGUUGAAGGAAUUUGAUAGAUUGAAACACUUAGUGUUGCGGAAAAGACAUCAGAUUCUUCACUCUUUCACUCUGGAUUUGACACACCAGUCAGAUUGAGAGCUUGUUGAUUUUUUUGGGUUCAAACACCUCACAAUCAAGUUGUUGAGAGGACAAAUGAAUCACCAAAAGAGAAAAGAUUUUUUGAUAAAAAUGAUGAUUAAGUUCCGAUCUGAAACAAAACAAAGUUUAAAAGGAAAGACAAGUCAACUUCGUGCAUGAGCACCUAGGGAACAUAAAAAGUCGUGCAUGAGUACUGAGGGAAAAGAAAAGAGUGGUUUAGGUGGUGGGUUUCCAAAGUGCCCACUUUGACGCUGCCAAAAUCCCUAUAGCUCCGAAUUGCUCAAGGCAUCUUUCUAAAGUGCCCACUUUAAAACCGUAGGUAGAAAAGUAGUGAAUUGAUUUGAUACUUCUAAGAGACCGAAAAGUGAUUGUAGGCGGUUGAGCUAGUCUUUCCUCGGUCCAGUAGCUGAUCCUCAAUAUCUAUGUUCUGAAUAAUGCACACCAUCUUCUGAAUACGUUUCUUGGACUUGGAUCUUGUAAUAGGUCCAACAUAGAUUGCAAAUGGAUCCUUCUUCUGGUUAUCUUCAGUUUGAGCCGAGAGAGACACAUCUUUGGUUUGGUUCUGGUCUAUAUCAUCUUCUUCAUAAUCACUUGACAGUUGCAUCCAUUCAGGCUCAUCAUCAGGUUCAUCUAGGGUUGGUUCAUCCUGGAUUGCAUCAAGGUUAUAUGAAUAUUUCACAAUCCUAAGAGAAAGACCACUUAUACUAUAAAUAUGAGGUUUGUAAUAGUAAAGAAAAUUGGCCAAUUCGUCCAACUUAAAAGUUCAUCGAUUCGACAACUACCAAGGCAACAAGAUAUACCCAAAAGAUCAUCUUCAGCGACAUGGUCAUAAUAGGCUGAUCUUCAUAAUUACUAUAAACCACAAAAAGGUAUCUACUCUUUAUAGCACGCCCACAAGUCUACUUAUUGGCUCAGGCCAUGACCUCCUUCACACAUGCAGGAAGACUCCAUGUUCAUGAAACAUACUAGUCUAUCAGCUCCAAGUCGGUUCAUGUCUAAAUUGUUAGAACCGUAAGCUAUUCCAUUUUUUUGAUAUAGUUUGGUUUGGGUAUAUUUAGUACCCACCCAAAAUGUAACAAAACUCCAUACUACAAAAAAGUCUACAUUGAUAGCAUAUUGUUAUAACACAUUUUACUGAACUGCUAUCGUAGAUGAUUUAGAAAAUUUUAAACUAUAUCUAAACUCCAAACCCUAUUCUCCAAACCCCAAAUAUACUUCAAACCAUAUGUAUUGUACCAUAAAUUAUAAAGCUACGCAGUAAAACUAAUAUUUUCCAACUUAAACACCAAAUCUUAACACAUAAGUUACAAAUCCAAUUUUUCAAAUUUUAUUCUCAAUUUUCACUCUAAAUCCCAAACCCCAUAAUCCAAACCUUAUAUUAUAACACUAAAUUUAAUUAAUUAUAAACUCCAAAACAUAAAUUUUAUAUUCGAAAAACUAAUCCCUAACACUAUAUUUUAAAGUUUUAUAUGUUUUUAAUCUGAUUUAUUUUGUCUUGGUAAAGGAGGUGGUCAUGAGCAAGAGGCGGUGGUCGUGAGCAGAGCUGGUGAUCGUGAGCAGAGGAGACAUCUCCUCCCAUCGUCAAAGGUCUCGAACUUGCCCCUGUCAUCACCGGUCUCGAACUUGUCCCGGUCGUCCAUCGAUGGUGCCGGAAAUAGAGACAGAAUAGAGGAAGACAUUGAGAAGAAAGCGGCAAAGGAGGAGGGAGGCGGCAGCAGAGAUAUUAGGUUUAGAGUUAAUUAGGGUUUGGUUAAUGAGGUUUAGAUUUUGGUUAAUUAGUUAUUGAUUUAAUGUUCUGGUUUACUUAGUUUUUUUUAAUUCUGGUUUAAUUUUAAUUGUAAAUUUAGGUUUAUUCAAUUUACAAAAAAUUGAUUUCAAUUAAUAAAUUUAAUUCAAUUUUAAUUUUAAAUUUGGAGUAAUUUUAAUUUUAAAUUUGGAGUAAUUUAACUUAUAUUUUAAUUCAAUUGUAUGUUACAUAUACAUUAAUAUAUGAUUUCUAUUGUAGAAAGACCUAUCAUAGCAUGGAAUAUGAAUCGUAAUUAAGCUAAUAACAUCAUCCAAGUAUUGCUAUCGUAUCAGUACAUAUAGUAGGGUCCAAAAAACUGUUAUCGUAUAUGGGGUACCUAAGAUGGCAUAUACUCGGGUAAGACCUAGAUUCGAACCGAGAUCGCAUAUACAAUACAGACCCGAACCCAAAGCAAACCUUUAUUUUCAUCGAUUUUGGUUUGGAUUUCCAGGUUCGGGUAAAAAUGUCGGUAUAAUUAGAAGUCCAGUUUGGAAUGAAACUCUGUUACGGUAAUAAAAAAUUCCUUACUAAAAAUUCAUAUAAAACACCCCCUUGGAUUUGUGGUCAUAUUGAAACAGUCAUAUUCAUACAUAUCUAUAGUAUAUAUUUUUAGAAAGAAAAAACAUAGUCAGAAAGUCAAAUGUGCAAAGAGAGGAAAGUCAAAUAGUACAUGUUUCAUUUUGGGAUCUUUUUCAUAAAAUUCAAUAAAAAUGGAAAAGUUUGCUUGACAGCUUGUACUAUUUCUUUGUAGUUACUCAAUUUUCUUUCAUUGUAAUCUACCAUAAAUCUCACAUUCCAUUUUUAUUACAUAAUACUAUGUACAUCAAUUAACAACCAAUUUUAAUAGAUUUCUUUUUGACACAUGUCAAAAUUUCAUGAUGACAAAAUCCAAUUUUUGUAAUAUAAAAAGCUUCAUUCUUCCUUGUAAUAAGACACAUCUUCUAGCUAGCAUACAUACAUCCCUGGCUUUCAUCCAAACGUCUACAAAAGUAAAUUUUCUAAUGUCUAUAGCCCAUAUAACCGAGGAUGGAGAUAAAGCUCUCUUUCUGCAGCAAGAAACUUCUGAAAUCAACUCUCCUCUUAAUGAAUUUCCGCCGAGUACUAAUGUUCUUGUUGUCGACGCCAAUCUCAGCACUUUACUUGAUAUGAAAGAAAUCAUGGAACGCUGCGCCUAUCAUGUGACGGCUUAUGCGGACGCGGAAGAAGCUAUUGCGUUUCUGACAAAGUGUAAACAUGAGAUUAAUAUUGUGAUUUGGGAUUAUCAUAUGCCUGGAAUUAAUGGACUCCAAGCUCUCGCAAUCAUUGGUUCAAAGAUGGAUCUUCCUGUAGUAAUUAUGUCUGGUGACGAUCAAACAGAAUCGGUGAUGAACGCAAUGGUACAUGGUGCAUGUCACUGUGUUAUGAAACCCGUUAGAAAAGAGAUCAUAGCCACCAUAUGGCAACACAUUGUACGCAAGAGGAUGAUGUCUAAACCCGGUUUAGUUCCACCUGUUGUGGUUCAUGGUGACUAUUCCAAGCAAGAGAAAGAUGAUUCCGUGACCGUAGACCAAGAUGAUAGUGAGGAGAGCAUCGAUAAGAUAGAAGAGAAAGCAACACAGAAACAGACAAUGAUAUGUAUAGAAGAAACUCAACCAAUGCAAUCACAUUUGGUUAAGAGUAACGGUUCAGACCAAGACGACGACGAUUCCAGGAGCGUAAGAAAUUACAACUAUGAACAAAGCAUCGACAAGAAAAAAGAGAGAGAUUUGAAGAGACCGCGGAUUUCGUGGACUGGAGAUCUUCAACAGAAAUUUCUCGAAGCCAUCGAUAUAGUUGGUGGGCCUAAAAAAGCUAGUCCAAAGGUACUUCUCAAAUGCUUGCAUGACAUGAAUAUCGAAGGACUCACUAGAAACAAUGUGUCCAGUCAUCUUCAGAAAUAUCGUCUUAGUCUUGAGGAGACCAAAAUUCCUCAACAGUUUCCAGAGACUGGUUGGUCUAGUUUGAGUAGACCUUCACCUUUCUUAGGUAUGAACAAUGGUUUCAUAGCACCAACGUCCCUUAGGAAUGGUCCAGCUGUUUACCCGGUCCAGGACAAUCAAUAUCAAAAUGGUUACUUGGCAAUAAACAACAACCAGUUCGUGACCAAUAAUAUGCAUGGUUUUCCCUACUCGGAAAAUGAUCACCAUCUCCAGCAGCAGCAUCAACAACGACAAUAUCAGCUUUCUAAUCAGAUGAUGAAUUACAUGAUGAGAAAUGAACCUCAACAAGCUUAUAAUAGCAUUGGUUUAACGGAUCUCGAACCAAAUAUUUAUCCAAGUCUGCCGUACUAUCCAAACGAGUUUCUAUUCGAUGGCUACAAUUUCAGUAACUGAUAUGAGCUUCUCUUUAAGACGGUCUUUGUAGGAGAUUAUUUGGUUUCUAGAAAAAUUCAAGAUUGUGAGGGAAUAAUCAAGUGACAUAAGGGAAAACUAGCAUGUCUUGUGCGUUGCAAGAAGUUUAGCUAUUAUUAUAUGAGACUAAUUACAAAGUAUCUGUUACUGGUAAUAUGUAUAUCAGUAAAUCAGGGUAUCAUAUGUAUGAAAUGCUUUUUUUUUAAUAAACUUUUGAUUUAUGAA
Brassica rapa (field mustard) is the source of this 8052-nucleotide messenger RNA. Its product is annotated as putative two-component response regulator ARR19. Lineage: Eukaryota; Viridiplantae; Streptophyta; Magnoliopsida; Brassicales; Brassicaceae. The record is from RefSeq and is a predicted model, not a curated record. Gene Ontology annotation, biological process: cytokinin-activated signaling pathway; phosphorelay signal transduction system. Gene Ontology annotation, molecular function: DNA binding.